CGCAGCCAAUAGGAAUGGCGAGCGCCUCAAAUGGUCUGGCUCAGCUGAUCUCUUCCAGCAGAGUUGUUUUGAACAGAAAGAAAACUGCAGCAGUAGGAGGAGAGGAGACAAGGGGAUAGGGGGUCAGAGAGACAGAGAGAGAGUCACGGACUAGCGCACGCCCCCCUGUCGGACAACAUUAGUGCCUUCCCUGCCCUCCAAUGUUAAUAUCUGUCUGAGAGAGUUCCCCGGGGCUGACAAUGAAAGCGGCCGUCCCCUGGGCAGUGGAAUUGGGACUGACGGUGCUGUACACGGUGCUUUGCUGUGCACUCUUCCUCACCAUAUACGUGCAGCUCUGGCUGCUUUUACACUACAAACAGAAGAGGUUCGGCUACCAGAGCCUCUUCCUAUACCUGUGCCUCCUGUGGGCAUCUUUUAGGACCGUUCUCUUCUCAUUUUACCUUAAAAACUGUGCCCAGUCCAAUGACAUGCAGCCUUUCCCCAGCUGGCUCCUGUAUUGCAGCCCCGUGUGUUUGCAGUUCUCCACUUUGUGUCUACUUAAUGUUUAUUUUUCGCAGGUUAUUUUUAAAGCCAGGUGUUCUCCAGAGUUUAACAAAUACAAAACUCCGCUUCGUUUGGGAUUCCUAUUCAUGUGUCUUGCUUUUCUGGUUGUCAACCUGUGCUGUAUCCUGCUUACUUAUGACAGUGUAUCGGCUGACCAGCAAGGAUGGAUAACCAUGACAAGAACGAUAGUUAGUGAUUGUCUCUUUGCAGCUUGUUCAAUUACGUUGGCCAAGAACACCUACAAAAUUGCAAACUUAUCCCCGGCCUAUGUCUACCUAGAAUCUAAGGGCACAUCUGGGCAUCAAGCAGUUGUAACGGGUUCUGUAAUUAGCUUACUCUAUAUUUUGAGGGCCUGCUACAAUUUGGUUGUAAUUUCUAUAUCGCCAGAGAAUAAGCCAAGCCCUUUUAGCUAUGGAUGGAACGGUGUCUCUGAUCAUGCUGUUGCAGAGGAUGUUAUUGGUCUUGAAUAUCUGCUGUUUGGAAUUCUUAUUCUGUUUUGUGAACUCCUGCCAAUGGGCUUGAUGGUGUAUUUCUUCCGUGCAAAAAGAUUAAGCCAAAACCUGGAAGCUGCAGGGAUGGUGAACAGUCACAGUUUUGGAUCCAGAGCAUACUUUUUUGAUAAUCCCCGGAGAUACGAUAGUGAUGAUGACUUGCCAAGGCUUGCUUCUGCAAGAGGAGAACGAGGAAGUUUGUCAUCUACCCCCAAAACCUCUGCAUGGUAUGGAGCAAUAUGUCCAAGUAAUGGCUGUGCUCUCUCACCACCUCUGCUUAAUGGACCUGCUUCAGGGACUCCUAUACUGUUUACAUGUGGAGCACAAACACUGGCAUAGCUUUGGCUAUUCACCACACCAUUGGACUGCACCUUUUCAGCUGUCUAUUACCCUGAGACAACAGGCAGCUUGUGUUUUUGUUUACGUUUAAAAAGUAACUGCAUCGGCACAUACAUUCCGUUUCCAAGGCCGCUCAAACCUAGCUUUUGUUACUAAUAAGCUCAAGACUCAAUCGUGGCACUGUUCAAGGCACUGACUCUUGCCUAUGAAAGUGUACAUUACUGCGUAUUUGCACCCGCGUGUUUCCCAUUAACAGGCUUAGGUUCUACAAGCAAGCAAUCCAACCAAUAGAGAUGGAGUCAAAUCUCAGCAUUUCAAGCAGCUCUCCUCUUGUACAUGAAGCCUGUCAUCCUGCAAACAACAACAGCCCUCUGUUCUGUAAUGCAAGGAAGUUUUUAUUAUUUUAAGACAUAUCUGCCAUUUAUUCAAAGUGACCUUUUCACUCUAAUUCAACAUUCAGUAUUAGAGAAUUGGCAAAACUCGUACCAUAGAACUUCAUUUUUGUUUGCACUGCUGUUUUUGAAGAGAACCUCUCACCUAAAAUUCAGUAAGAUAAGUUAUGUAACAUCUGACUACUUACAUGGAGUGCCUUGUUUAUAGAAGAUGCACAGUUAUAAUGAAUUAUUAAACGGAAAGUAUCACAAAAGUUACUUGUGCUACCAACAAGAACUGAGGGGACUACACAGGUGCAUUCUUCAACACUUUGUGGGGUCCAAAUCAUGGGAACUAAUAAGGGAAAUAGUUAGGCUUUGCUUCUAAAACAUUAAACUGUUUUACAUUUGCACAUUUUAUGUGAUACUUUCCUUUUAAAAACAGUCCUUAAAAUCUGUUCAUCUUCAUUUGUGCAAAGGAAAGGCAAGCACUGACUCGCAAUGAUCCUGAAAUACUUUGCUUGGUCACUUUUUACAAUAAUCCUUCCUUCCUCCCUCCUUUCCUCUUUAUUAGUUUAGGGAUGCGCUGAUUCCACUAUUUUUGGAUCAGGCCAAACCCCGAAUACUUUGUGAAAUAUUUGCCCGAAUAUCGUAUGAAAUCCAAACGUUAAUUUACAUAUGCAAAUCAGAGCAAGGAAGGGUGAAAGAGAAGCAUAGGUUAAAAAAUGUUUUGCAUCCUUGUUUGGGUGACAAAAUGUCUCAUGAUUUUAAGAAUUCAGUUCGGCCGGGCACUUGGAUCCCGAACCAAAUCCUGAAUUCGGUGCAUCCUUUUUAAUAGUGCUGAUGUUUUCUGUUAUAAAAGAUUUCCAUGAUUUUCUAAAAUAAGCAUUAAGUAUUCUGGAUUGUGUGCUCUGCUAUAUUGUUUUAUAUCUCAACUGUUCCAUCCCCAGACAGCCUUGUAGAAAAUGCAUGUUGUAAGGAGAAUUAUGGCAGAAAUUCUAUGGACUGUGGUCUUAUAUAUCCAUCAUCUCUGGAAAAAGCAGGUGCGUGAUUGUUUGAGACGCUAGCUUGUCCCAUCACUUGCAAAUCUAGAAAACCCUACAUCUCUAUUGUUUACAUUUUGAAAACCAGCAGAUUUUUCCCAUCACCACUGCUGUUUGCAAACUAUAUAAGGGUUGACUGUGUUUGUUUUCUUCUUAUGGCAGUGGAUUACUGUCUAGACAAAUUGCCCUUCAUUUACCUCCCCUUUCCCUUAGCUAAGCUGCUAGUGUCUGUAAAAGUGCUGUUCUAGCUUAUAGUUUGACCUGGUCUUCAUCCAGUCUAAUGACAUUUUAUUACUGUACUUGACAAACCUGCAAAACAAAUUCCCUCCCUGCUCAAUGAUUGAAGAAUUCUGGGAAAUCCGUACUCGCUGGAUUUACCCAUUUAUGGGUGGUUACAGAUUAAAUGGGACUGUGCACAGUUCUUUUGUUCUUUCUUAAAACUACUCGUAAGGGGUUCAGGGUUUGGAAAUGGUCCUCUUAGUAAUAGUUAAAAAAAGCAGGUUGUAGGCUAUUUAAAUGGUCUUUAUAUAACCUGUGAAAACAUACCAUUUAGUUUAGUGAGAUAGCCAGCAAUGCUGGCAUGCCCAGAGAGCCUGUCGCUUGAUGUUUUGCUGGCAAGACACAUCAAACAGGCUUCCCAUCAGUUUAUGCUGAUUUUUCUAGUGUAAUAAAUGAAUAAAUGUGCAUGCAUUGCAGUUCUAGUUUUUUGUACUUGCCCAAAGAUCCCUUUUCUGGUGCUGGCUUGGGUUUUAUACUGGAGAAAUAUGAGGCCCCCUCCAGAAAGAUUACUGUCAGUAUUAAUGCAAGUCUCUCACGUAAACUAUUUGUGACUCUCAAUACAUUUUGGCUCGUGAAUUUUAUAUUUGCUGACCGUGUUAUGAUUUCUAUUAUUGGCUCUGAUUUUAUUCCACCAAUCAGGCCAACUUGAGCAAUAUUUCAGUGUGCUGCUUUUUACAUUUGUCCAAUUUAAUAUUUCAAAUGAAAAUGUGAGACCCACAAGAUUUUUUCAGAAAGCACAAUGGAUACUUUUGGUGACGAAUCUACUAUUCGGGAACAGAUAGAGGUACAAAAUCAUCACAAAUUAGGGUGCUGCAUUAUUGUGUAAAACAAAUGUGGUUGGCAUUCAACGUACUGCUUUAUUAUUUGCACUUGUCAGAGACUGAUGGUUACACAGUAAAGAUGGGAAGUUACUGUGUGACUACUGAAGUGUGAGAACAAGGUUCAUUAGUAAAUUGUAGUUGACAUUGUUAACUGUCUGCUUCUAAUACGCAGCAAUAUAUUUUGUUUCUGCUUCCCAAAGGAAAUAUAUUGUAUCCCAAACUUUCAAAUGAGGUUUUACUUGACAAAUAAUUCCUUUGCCCAGAGAGGCCUAGAUCCUCUCGUUUGUGCUAUUGUGAGGCCGUACAAGCAAGCGAUUUGCCUGGCUCAUUAGUCACAUAGAGCUCGUCCUCCCUUCACCAAAGAGUACAAAAGAGAAAAGUGAUUUUUUUUGUCUUAAAGCACUAGGUGCACUUUAUGGUAGAGAAAGAAUAAAAAAAAAUGGCAUGAAUGCCUCUUGCACCUCUGAAUAUGUUGUUCUUCCAUCCUGUAAUGAGGUGAGUUUGCUCCAGUGCUUUACUUUUAUUUAAAAAUCUCUAGAACAGAAGUCAUUUGCCCUAUUAAACUUGUUUUUCUGGUAGGCAGUGUUUAGAAUAUAAAAGGGUGCUACUCCAGCCAUAGCAGAUGUGACUGUGUUAAUAAUCUUGAAUAUUGUCACUAUGAGUGUUGUUGGUGCCAUCCCACUAACUCCGUAUCUGCCUGCCAGCUGGUUUUCUCCAAUGCAUGCAUCAGUCACUGGCAAGAGUUUCACCUCUACCAAGAGCCAAACCUAAACUUCUCAAAGCACACUGGGGCUGUGACACUGGUACAGCAUGAACUGUGCGUCCCUAGCUGUUAUUAAACUGCAAUUCCAACUAUAGGUAGGGGGUAAUGGUGGUUCUUAUUCAGCAAAUACUGGUACUUAACAUGCAGCAUCAAAAUGUAAUUGGCCAAUGAAUGUACACACUUUCACUAAACUGUAAUGAAGCACUACCAUUUGAAAAUAAAGUUUUAUCUGCA
Molecule: messenger RNA, 4884 nt
Organism: Xenopus laevis (African clawed frog)
Lineage: Eukaryota; Metazoa; Chordata; Amphibia; Anura; Pipidae
Gene: gpr137c.L
Product: G protein-coupled receptor 137C L homeolog
Exons: 8
Coding region: 240-1373 (377 amino acids)
Biological process (GO): positive regulation of TORC1 signaling
Cellular component (GO): lysosomal membrane
Source: RefSeq, a predicted model, not a curated record